Messenger RNA from Malurus melanocephalus (red-backed fairy wren), 672 nucleotides. RefSeq names its product ATPase 13A1 (gene ATP13A1). Gene Ontology annotation, cellular component: endoplasmic reticulum membrane. Gene Ontology annotation, molecular function: P-type ion transporter activity; membrane protein dislocase activity. The annotation marks the transcript as partial. Lineage: Eukaryota; Metazoa; Chordata; Aves; Passeriformes; Maluridae. The transcript is spliced from 5 exons. Gene Ontology annotation, biological process: intracellular calcium ion homeostasis; extraction of mislocalized protein from ER membrane. The record is from RefSeq and is a predicted model, not a curated record.
UCCUGAGGUUUCCUUUUGUUCCCAGGGCAGAAAUGGUGGUGCCAGAAUUCCUGGAACUUUUCAAGGAAAGAGCCACAGCUCCGUUCUUCGUUUUCCAGGUUUUCUGCGUGGGGCUGUGGUGCCUGGAUGAAUAUUGGUACUACAGUGUCUUCACCCUCUCCAUGCUCGUGGCUUUUGAGGCCUCWCUGGUGCAGCAGCAGAUGAGGAACAUGUCAGAGAUCCGGAAAAUGGGGAAUAAACCCUACAUGAUCCAGGUCUACAGGAACCGGAAGUGGCGCCCGAUUUCCAGCGAUGAGAUCAUCCCAGGGGACAUCGUCUCCAUUGGGCGCUCUCCCCAGGAGAAUUUGGUGCCCUGUGAUGUUCUCCUGCUGCGGGGUCGCUGCAUCGUGGACGAGGCCAUGCUCACCGGGGAGUCCGUGCCCCAGAUGAAGGAGCCGGUGGAGGGUCGGAGCCCUGAGCACGUCCUGGACCUGGGAGUGGACGGGCGGCUCCACGUCCUGUUCGGGGGCACCCGGGUGGUGCAGCACAUCCCCCCCCAGCGCGCCUCCGCCGGCCUCAAACGUGAGAAUUCCCAAAAUUCCCAUCCCAAAAUUCCAGGGAAUUCACUACAGUGGGUGGGGAACCUGUGUGAUCGAAUUCCUGUCCGAAAUUCGUGGGAAUUCACAAAAACCG